UGGAUUGUACAUGUCGAGGGAAAAAAACGGAAUUCAAAAAAAAAAAAAAAACCCUCCAAAAUGCUAAAAUGUCCAGCAGCUUCAUGUAGUUUUCGUCCAGUUUCAUCUAUCUCAAACCCAAGAAAUGUCGUCCCUCAUCUCUUAAAACCUAAUAUUGUUGAUCGACGUCAAUUGCUCAUUUCUCUCACAACAGUUUCAGUGACCCCUUUGCUUGAAUCUACAAACAUUCUCUCCACAUCCAAUGCCAAUGCCAGUCUAUUUCAAAUGCCCCCAUAUCGCCUUAUCAAUAGAUACUUUCUUGUUCGGGCAGGAGAAUCAGAAUUUGAGAGUUUGGGAGUAAUAAACACGAAUCCGGUUGCAAAGACAUCAAUGGACAGUGGAUUGUCAAUAGAAGGUAGAAGACAGACGGCCAGAGCAGCUUUAAAAUUGAAGGCAAUGGGGGCUUGUGAUCAAAGUUGUUGGAUUUGGCCUUCAAUCACUCAGAGAGCUUAUCAGGCUGCUGAGAUUAUCGCCUCCGUCAACGGAAUCAAUCGCAGCAGCCUCAUUGUCCCGGAGUACAGCUUCUUGGAUGCGCGUGGUUUAGGUGCUUUUGAAGGAAAAACAUUGGAUGCCGUUGCACAGGUAUAUGAAGCUGAUAAUAUAUCUCCAAACAUCAGACCACCUCCAAUCGAUGACGGAACUCCAAAUGAGAGUGUUUCAGACGUUUUUGUUCGUGUAACACAACUUAUGUCAAUUCUAGAAACCCAAUACUCCGGAGAUACUGUGGUUAUUGUCUCACCAGAUUCCGAUAACUUGACUGUACUGCAAGCUGGUUUACUAGGAUUGGAUCUUCGCAAGCACAAUGAUUUAUUCUUCAGUCCUGGUGAGGUCAGAGAAGUCAACCCAGAUGAAAUACCUGCAUACAAGGAACCAGCUUCUGGUGCAUUCAAAUGUUCCAAUCCACCAAGCUGUAUCUAAGAAAAUUCUUCCUUUACUCAACAUUUACUUCACAAGAAUGUAAAUAGAAUAAAGAAUCAUACAGACAAAAUAUUUGUUCUGACAAUCAGAAUUAAGAGCUUUAGAAUCUGCAGUGUCGAGUGUUUCAGCUUAUUAUCUAAUAUAAAAUGGUUGUCAUCUGUAACAUUAAUGUCAUGGCUAACAGUGCUAUCAACUAUGUACUAAGACUAAUGCAGAAAAAGUUGCUGUAUCUGGGAAUAAAAGAAUGCAGAAGCUAUAUAUGAGACAUUCUCGAAGAGCAGUAGGGAGACUUUCGAGCAGCUCCAGCAGAGAAUUCCUGAAAGAACAGUUGAGCAUGCUGUUCGCGGAAUGCUUCCGAAAGGAAGAGUAAGUUGAUUUUCCUUUUCAUUUGAUACAUAUCUUGGCAACAGUUUCUUGCUUAGGCAACUGGUGGGUACUGCUACAAUAUCAUUGGAAUGCAUUGCUAGAUCCUGUAACAAUACCUUACAAUAUAGGCUGUCGAUAUGGGAUUGGAAGUUAAUCAGUAUUUAGAUAAUGUAAGAAUAGUUUACAUUAUCAGCAUCCUGUUUAUUUACUUUGGUACCGACAUACUUCAUUGGAAAAUAACUUAAUCCUAAAGCAAUUGGGUGUCUAUCUCCAGAUAAUCAGAAAUUAAAUUUA
Messenger RNA from Papaver somniferum (opium poppy), 1617 nucleotides. RefSeq lists its product as uncharacterized. The record is from RefSeq and is a predicted model, not a curated record. The transcript is spliced from 5 exons. Bases 61 to 957 code for a protein of 298 amino acids. Lineage: Eukaryota; Viridiplantae; Streptophyta; Magnoliopsida; Ranunculales; Papaveraceae.